Magnolia sinica is the source of this 1744-nucleotide messenger RNA. RefSeq names its product WAT1-related protein At1g21890-like. NCBI's taxonomy places the organism in Eukaryota, Viridiplantae, Streptophyta, Magnoliopsida, Magnoliales, Magnoliaceae. Gene Ontology annotation, cellular component: plasma membrane. The transcript is spliced from 7 exons. Bases 46 to 1158 code for a protein of 370 amino acids. Gene Ontology annotation, molecular function: transmembrane transporter activity. The record is from RefSeq and is a predicted model, not a curated record.
UGCUUGUGUUAUAUUCAUGCAUUCUGAGGCCAUACAACACAUACAAUGGGUUGUAGGGGUGGAAUAGGGCCCAUUUUCAAGAAAUUCAAGCCACACCUUCUCAUGGUUUUGGCUGAAGUUGGCUACACAUUCCUUAACUUAUUCUCAGAAGCUUCUUUCAAACAUGGAAUGAAUCCUCACGUCUAUGUGACCUACAGACAGCUUGUAGCUGGUGUGUUCGUAUUUCCCUUUGCCUAUUUCCUUGAGAAAAAAAUAAGGCCAAAGCUCACACUCUCAUUGUUUCUGGAGAUAUCUCUACUCUCUCUUCUUGGGAUCAGCUUAGCACCAAACAUGUACUCUGCGAGCUUAAGAUACACUUCUCCCACAUUCGCGGCAUCCAUAGCCAACAUCGUCCCUUCAUUGACUUUUUUAUUGGCAGUUCUUCUCAGAUUGGAGGGUCUGGAUAGGAGCACACGUGGGAUGGCAAAGAUUGUUGGGACCCUGGUUUCACUGGUGGGUGUGAUGAUCAUGACACUCUAUAGAGGACCUGUUUUGAGGAAUUUAGGGCAUGCGCUUGUUCACGUCCAAGGAAGUACUACCAUCAAGGAAAAUUGGAUAAAGGGGCCCAUUCUUAUAAUCGGAUACUGCAUCUCAGCCUCCUUAUGGUUUCUCAUGCAGGCAGUCACAUUGAAGAAAUACCCGGCCCAGCUUUCACUAACUACGUGGAUGACCCUUGUUGGUGGGGCCCAAUCAGCUGUUUUCACAGCAUGCCUGACACACGAACCCAAGGCGUGGACUGUUGGAUUCAACAUCGACCUCUGGAAUAUCCUAUAUUGUGGAGUGGUAGUCUCUGGUUUAAUAUUCUACAUACAACUAUGGUGCACUAAAGAAAAAGGACCCGUGUUUAUAACCACUUUCAACCCUCUUGCAGCCCUACUCAUUGCAUUACUAGCAUACUUUGCUCUUGGUGAAAAACUGCACAUGGGAAGCAUAAUCGGAGGUGUUAUUGUCAUCAUUGGACUCUACUUGCUGUUGUGGGGCAAAGAAGGAGAUCACGUGGACCAGAUCAAGUCUCAAGAGGCUUCCUUGUCUUAUGAAGAACCAAAGGAAGGAAGCCAAGAUAAAGGCGUUUAUUUAGGUGGAGAGGGAGAUAAGUUGAGGAGAUCGCUGGACGUCUAAAUCCCGUACUGCAAGGGAAAAUUAUCAAAAUCUAUAUAAUAAUUGAUCACCUGCAGCAAGUGGCACCAUAAGUUAUCAUGCAGGCAUGUUUUUGCUGCCAAAAUGCCACUUACAUAGAACAUCAGCACCAUUCUAAUAAUGGGCCUCGAAAUAAAGAUCUCUUAUAUACAAAAAUCAAUUAUAAUCCACACACCAAGUGGGCCACAUCUGAAUUUUGAGUCUGGGCCCUCGUUUCCGUUUAUUCUAAUGGUGUGGCCCACCUGAUGAUGGGACUGGCUUGGUUUUGUCCCACAGUUAGCAUGGUAUAUAUAAAUGUCCUACACAAGUAGGAAGUUGGGAAGAAAAUAUGCCUUCAAGACAAGUUAUGCUCUAUCUAUAGAUGAGUACCAAUAUCCACUGGACGAUGUAAGAAAACAAUUGUAUCACAAAACAGCUAUUUAUGAGAAAAAAGUAUGGUUUGUAUUCGUUUCUAUCAUGACAUGAACUUCAAUGAUACAUAGGCAUAAUAUCUGAAUGUAUUAUUAUUGUAUCAUUUUCCAAAUAAUAUAACGGAAUUCAAAUUAUAAAAACAUUAUGAUAUUUAUCA